AUGAAACAAGAAGUAAUUAUCAAUUCUACAACAUCUACAACUAAUAUGCCUCAAGAUUCAUAAAUAUCAAAUAAAGUCAGAAAAUAUAAUUGUUUUUGGAAAUAAGAAGUAGUUCUUAGUGAUUGUGAAGAAUAAUUUGUUUAGUAAAAUUCUGAUGAUGAUGAAAGAGAAUAAUAUCUUUACUAAAUAAAUUAAGAAAGAACAUUUCAAAUAGUUGAAAUUGUCAAUCCAGUAUCAUCUGAGAUUUUGUAUUUUAAUUAAUACUAGAUAUAAAGAUUAGUGGAUCUUUAAACACCAUAAAAUAUAUAUGAUCAUUUCAUUCCUACUUCGCUUAUAGUGACCUUAACAGAUUUAGUUAAUUAAUAUUUACUUUUUAUAUUAGAAGAAGACUUAAAAUAAUAAUCUUCUUAAAUUAAAUCUUAAUAUAACAAAAAGAAAUAUAAAUAAACAGAAAUCUAACUUUAUUUAGGAUUAUAAAUACUUUUUGGUAUAUAUCGAUUUCCUUAUAUUGAUGAUUAUUGGAAUGCAGAACCUUGGUUAAGAGGAGGUAUUGAACAUUUGAUGCCUAUAGGUAGAUUUAAAUUUAUUGAUGCACAUUUAUUUCUUUAUCUAAAUGAAAAAGCAAAAUAGAAAUUAUAAGAUGAAGUUUAUUAACUAUAAAAAACAGUAAAAUCUCUUUGUUAACCAGAGUAAGAACUGAUUCUUAUUGAAUAAAUAUACAAAGCUUAUAUAGUUUACUAUUUAUUGGAUCUUUAAAGAUUAUUCAUUAUAGAUUUGAUAGUGAUAUCUCAUAAAAUCUAAUUACAAGAUAGAAUUAAUCGACUUAUGAAGAUGCUCUUUAAAUACUCAAAUCAUAAUCAUGUUUUAUAUAUCAUGUUUGAAUUAAGUUUAGAAAAAAUACUUUAAUUAACAGAUUAAAAUAUAUAUCCUGUUAUUACUUAUCAAUAGACAUAGCAUGAACUUAUUAAAAAUUUAUUACCAGGUCAAUAUUCAAUUGAAUAAUUAAUUUUAAUAAAGAGUUAAUAGUACGCUCAUCUGUUCCCAUAAAAAAAAUUAAUAUCUGAUAGGCAUUGGCUUUCAGUUUAUUAAGAUAUUUAAUAAAAAUAUUAGGAAAACUAAAUUAUGAAUUUAUUAUAAUAUAGGAGUAAUUUUUAUUUAUGUUCAUAAUUAAACUGUCCAGAAGGAUUCAAUUAAUUGAGAAUAGAAUUUGAAGAAUAUUUUGAAGUCAUGAUUUAUAAUACUUCUUUAUUAAUGGAUGAUAUGAUGCAAUCUAAAUAUAGAUUAAGUUUGGUUAAAAUUUUUACAGUUGAAAAAGCACAAUAAAUUGAGGCUAGUUUAUAGAAAGCCAAAUAAAGAAUGAAUUCUAUAUCUAAAGAAAGUGCAAUGAAUACAGAUUAAUUAAGUUUUGGCCUUUGUUAAUAAUACUCUGAAUUAUAUCAUACACCAAUUCCUUAAAAAUAAGAAGAAUCAUUUAAAUAUUGUGUUGUUUGCAUGAAAUUCAAUUCUUUGACAAAACCUUUUUAUAGAUGUAGAUUAUGUGAAAAAUUAUUUAAUGAAAAUAAAAUAUUUCUUUGUAUAUAUCCAUGCUUUGAAUUAUUUCAUAGAAAUCCUAACAAUUUUAUUGAAUGUGAUAUUAAAUUAUUAGAAUAAUUUAGUGAUGGUAUAUAUUUUUAAAAUCAAACGACAACUUAAAUAUUAAACCAUAAUUAAGAUGAUGAGUAUACUUCAAAGAAAAAGAAAUAUGAUAAACUUAUCUAAAGAAAUUAUUCAUCAAUUAAUAAAGAAAUAUAGAGAAAAUCUAAUUUAGAAGAUUUUUCAACUUAAGAAUUAUAAGAGUUAUCUAAAAAAUAUUUACCUGUAGUUCCAUCACCUAAUUUAUUACAACCUAUAAUAACAAAAGAUUCAUCAGCAUUACAAUAGCCAAUUCAGGGACAUAGAAAAGAUUUAAAUGAAAUCGAAAAUAGAAUAGAUGAGUAAAAAAAAAUAUUUAAAAUACAAUUAAUUAGGCAUCUAAAUAAAUCAAAUUUAUCUAACUCAUAAAUUACAGAUUAGUAAACCCUACUUGAUUAAGAUGAGACAAAAAAAUAAAAAAAGAUUCAGAAACAAAAAGAGAAAAAUAGACAAUUAGAGCUACAGAUUAAAACUAUUAGUCCAUUAGAAAAGUUUAUGGAAAAUAUUAAUAAAUAAACAAAAUUAGAAGAUUAAGAUUAAUGAAUGAAGAUAAACCAUUUAUUAUUUAAAUAUAAUUUAGAAG
Molecule: messenger RNA, 2254 nt
Organism: Paramecium sonneborni
Lineage: Eukaryota; Ciliophora; Oligohymenophorea; Peniculida; Parameciidae
Source: the annotation of a GenBank genome assembly